AUGAUUUGUAGAAAGAAAACACUUAAAAUCAGUCUAAAACAACGUCAGUUCUGCAAUCUGUUGCCAGUUCUGUCUUUGACGAGCUAUAGCAAAUAUGCAACAGGCACCUCAGACUCAGCUUCAACGUUAAAUUCCUCUCCCAAGCUGUCCAUCCCUACCGAUUUCCUACCUUGGACUCUGGAUAGUACCAUCAGUGAAGAGAACAGAGCUGCCAUUCAGAAAAUGUUAUUGGAAGAAGAGUAUCCUUUAAUGGUCUUGAGGAAAUAUUACAGAUAUUAUUUAUCUAAAAAAUCAUUUCCAGAAAAAUUCUGGCUUGACCAAAAGGAAGCUGAAAAAAAAUACACAAAAAGUCUGCAGAAAACACCAAAAAUCACGGUUCACUCUCCUACAAAACCAGCCAGUUACUCAGUAAAGUGGACGAUAGAAGAAAAAGAACUGUUUGAACAAGGGCUGGCUAAAUUUGGCCGAAGGUGGACCAAAAUUGCUAAACUCAUUGGAAGUCGUACUGUUUUGCAAGUGAAGAGUUAUGCUAGACAGUACUUUAAAAAUAAGGUAAAAUUAGAUGGUACAGAUGAGGAAGCACCAACUGGAAAGAGCAGUACUGAUCUUCAGGUCAGAAAUGAAGAUGGAGGGGACAAGACAAGCACACCAUCAGAUUUAUGGGGCCAUGCUGAUCCCAAUUUGAAUGCUGUGAAAAUCGAAAAGUUGUCUGAUGAUGAAGAUGUUGACAUCACAGAUGAGACAGAUCAGUUUCCCUCACAAGCAUCCCAGCCGAAUUCUAGCAUUGAUCUCCUAGUAAACAUUCCUAAUAAUAAAACAAACAAUACCAAUGAAGAAAAAGAAUUUACUACUUUUAAUGGCCAGGAGGAUCUUAUUUCUAAAUCUUCCGAGGAAUAUCUUCAGAAUAUAAAACAAGAUAAAAUGAAAACAUUUUCAAGCUCAAGAAUGACAUUUUGUACUGAAACACAGAAUACCACUGGUGAAAAAUCAAUUGAGUUAAUUGAUCAUAAAUAUAAUAAAGUGGUGAAAACCUGUACUGAGCAUGAUGGAAACGGAAUAGUAGAUGAUACAGGCCAUAUGAAUUCUCCAGAGCCUAGUGAAAUUCAGAAAGACCUGAGUGAUAGUGAAACUUAUUUUCCUUCAUCAUCCUACCCAGUAGAGGAGGAAAGCCAUGAGGACGAAGAGCUGAAGCCACCAGAACAAGAAGUAGAAGUAGAUAGAAAUAGCAUUCAAGAAGAAGAAAAACAAGCAAUUCCUGAGUUUUUUGAAGGCCGCCAAGCUAAAACACCAGAACGAUAUUUGAAAAUUAGGAAUUAUAUUUUGGAUCAAUGGGCACUAUGUAAACCAAAAUACUUAAAUAAGACCUCAGUACGUCCUGGCCUGAAGAACUGUGGGGAUGUUAAUUGUAUUGGACGGAUUCAUACAUACCUCGAGUUAAUAGGAGCCAUCAAUUUUGGAUGCGAACAGGCCAUAUAUAGUAGGCCACAGCCAGUCGAUAAAACUCGCAUCAGAGAUAGAAAAGAUGCAGUAGAGGCAUACCAACUUGCCCAGCGCCUGCAGUCUGUGCGCACAAGGAGACGGAGGGUCAGAGACCCAUGGGGGAAUUGGUGUGAUGCAAAGGACUUAGAAGGACAAACUUUUGAGCAUCUCUCUGCCGAGGAGUUGGCAAAAAGAAAAGAAGAGGAAAAAUGCAAAUCUGUUAAGUCUUCCAAAGUGCCAAAACCAGCGAAAAGCUCAUUUGACCCCUUCCUGCUGAUACCCUGUAAUUUUUUCAGUGAAGAAAAACAGGAGCCAUUUCAGGUGAAAGUAGCUUCAGAAGCACUUUUAAUAAUGGAUUUGCAUGCUCACGUUUCUAUGGCAGAAGUAAUUGGUCUAUUAGGAGGAAGAUACUCAGAAGUUAAUAAAAUAGUUGAAGUCUGUGCAGCAGAACCGUGUAACAGUCUGAGCACAGGACUACAAUGUGAGAUGGAUCCUGUCUCCCAAACUCAAGCCUCAGAGACCUUGGCUGUAAGAGGGUAUAGUGUCAUUGGAUGGUAUCAUUCUCAUCCUGCCUUUGAUCCUAAUCCUUCCUUACGAGAUAUUGACACUCAAGCUAAAUACCAGAGUUAUUUUUCCAGAGGUGGUGCAAAGUUCAUUGGAAUGAUUAUUAGUCCUUAUAAUCGAAACAAUCCUUUACCUUAUUCCCAAAUUACCUGCCUGGUUAUAAGCGAUGAAAUUAGCCCUGAUGGCUCUUAUCGUUUACCUUACAAGUUUGAAGUACAACAGAUGUUAGAAGAGCCUCGGUGGGGAUUGGUAUUUGAAAAGACAAGAUGGAUAAUAGAAAAAUACAGGCUCUCCCACAGCAGUGUCCCCAUGGAUAAAAUCUUUCACCGUGAUUCUGACCUGACUUGUUUGCAGAAACUUUUGGAGUGUCUGAGGAAAACUCUGAGCACAGUGACCAACUGCUUCAUUGCUGAAGAAUUCUUGACUCAAAUAGAAAGUUUGUUCAUUUCCAAUUAUAAAAGCAAGCAAGAGAAUGGAGAGGUUGAAGAGGAUGGUCCUUUGGGCCCAAAGGAAUCAUUAAUGUAAUUAGUAUGAAGAAACAUUUUAAUUUAGAUGCCAUAAAUUCUGCUUUCAAAGUUCAAACCUUAAAAUGACUGUAAUGUAGUUAACAGUGACAUAGCAUUACUGUUCUGUGAUUUACAGAACCCCAGUUUUGUCCCUCAAAUCAUGUAAAAAAGAAAGCGAUUUGUACUUGUUUUUCUAGUAAUUCCCCAAAUGU
Messenger RNA from Suncus etruscus (white-toothed pygmy shrew), 2761 nucleotides. RefSeq names its product Myb like, SWIRM and MPN domains 1 (gene MYSM1). The record is from RefSeq and is a predicted model, not a curated record. NCBI's taxonomy places the organism in Eukaryota, Metazoa, Chordata, Mammalia, Eulipotyphla, Soricidae. The transcript has 20 exons. Bases 1 to 2568 code for a protein of 855 amino acids. Gene Ontology annotation, biological process: double-strand break repair. Gene Ontology annotation, molecular function: polyubiquitin modification-dependent protein binding; metallopeptidase activity. Gene Ontology annotation, cellular component: BRISC complex; BRCA1-A complex.